CUCACGGGAUCGUACCAUGAAACCAAUCAUGCCCACCUCUACUAGGUUGUGACCUUAUUUUCAAUUUUUACCUUCUCCAACAUCUCACUUUUGAUCGUGGCAGCUCGUGUCGUUCAUCUCAUCUUUCGUCGUACUUAGCUUCGUGUUGAUGACAACUGGGUCCUCACGAGUUCUGAUGUCUCCUUAUGAAAAGUGAUAGAUUGGUUCUUCUUUUACCCCGUAGCCAUUUUGGCUCAAGUGUCAACCGACAUGAAGCUAGAGUCAGCAUGAUUGUCUAAAUAUAAUUUCAGAAUGUUCAACAUCGAAUCUAAUCCGUCUAUUUCUUCCUCUGGCUUAUUAUUUUUUUACCCCUGAUCCACAAGCUAGUCCACAACGAUUGCAACAGGGGAUUCAUUUGUAGAGGUAGGAAGCAAAAAAGAUGGCGACAUUCCUUGAAGAUUUCCUCAACUUCUGAAGCAAAAGUCCUUCGAGCCGUCACAUCGACACCAUGCUCCUUAGCUGUUACGAACAUCAAGAAGCUGUUUACGAACAUACAAGAACUGUCCGAAGAGCACCCUGACCGAUACUAAAAAAAGUCGAGGACGAGCAUUACAACAACAGACUUCUACUUCAUCGCACAGUAGCAUCUCGAUAUCAUUGCUCCGCUGUUUAUGAGACACUGUAGUACGGCUUAAAAAGUCAAGAGCAACUUCGAUCUCAACACCACUACACGAAGAGCAACAAGAUGGCGGUGUUGCAAAAUUCCACAGUACAAAAAUCCAGUUCACAACUGCAUUCGUCCAGGCGACUGAGCUCAGUACGAGGGAGGCUUCUAUUAAGGGUUACCAUCUAAUUGCAAUUGCAUCCCCCAGUACUAGACCAUCCUUGAUACUUCUGCUGCUAGAAAAGAAGCCAGGUGGGUGGAUGUUCUGCUUCUGGGGAUGAAUGUAAAAAGCAAAAUCGCGUAACAAGAACCUCUAAUUCUAAGUGCUGGGAAGGAAGUAGAGCUAGGUCCGGUUGCUACUGCUUUAGUUAAGGCUUGCCGUAAUUCAUCUUAAGACGCAUCUUUGUCAGAAGAAGACUCUUCAUCUUUGAGAUUACACUGAGUUUCUUGAUAUUCUAAGGUCUAAGUACAUGCUUAAUAAGACGCAUCUUUUACACGUUUUCAAGGGGAAAACACAGCAAAGAUGGCUUUGAAGAUGAAUUUAGGUAAGCUCCAAUUUGGGUGAAUGGGAUGGGACCGAUAGCUAUUACGGAUCCUCAAUAAUGCUGCGUUUUCUCUUCGUAGUGGGCGUCUUGAUGCAGGUAAGUAUGGUCUAUUUAAUUUGUUUACAGUAGUUCUUGGCUUUUUUUUACCGUAAGCUGGAGAUUGUUUCUUUAGGACCUCCUAACAUUAAGGAAAACGCUGUGUGAGGCAAUUUUUAUCAAGCUGUGUAUCGUGUAAGUACGUAUUUUCACUUCUCGCAGAGUUAUCUCUGUGUAUCUUCUUUUGAAAACUCAACUUUCUCCUGUCACAUUUUUCCACCCUACAGAUUGCGGCAACCGUCUUGUGCUUCAUAGUUUGGUGUCGAUCGAAUGGCGCGCCAUUAUUUCUUGGCGGUGCACGAGCGUUUUCGUAUAUGACGAUGAUAGCUGCCUUAGGUGGCGGUCUCAUCGUCCUGUGGAAAUUCGAUACGCAUCUGGGACUGUACUAUUAUGGAAACCAGUAGUGACCUAGUAGAUAGGAGUGUAUAACAUUCUUGAACGUCCCACAGUUAAUACAACAGUUUGUUGUUGUAGUACACGACAAGGUUGAAAAAUGAAUCUUCUGCUUGUACUACAAUGAAUCAUGCACCUAGUACUGGAAGAAAAACCUCUAAUCCUCUUGUUGCCUCUCUCUUGGGAUAAUGUGCUUGGCGUUCGUGCACUUCCUGGACCUGCAUAUUUUGCAUCGGGGCUACAGGCUGUCGGUGCACCCCGUAGCAACGGACGCCAGACUGGAUAUCCUCUUCACCGUGCUAGGCAACGGCCUUGGGGGUGUGGUAAUGGCAAUAAUACGGCACGACCACCAUAAGAACGUCCGCAUGUUCUUCCUAGAACACUACAGUACGGAAGAUGACAAUCUCUGAGCCAACUGCGCAGUUUGCUUAGUGGUUUAGGCGUUGGCCUGUUCACUUAUCACAGGGAAAGAUGACAACCUCCGACACGCUUCCGUACAGAACAGAUGACAAGCCCUCAGACUACGUACAGCACCGACAAUGACCAUUUCUGACCCGACUGAAGCAUGACCGUGAGUGCAGCUGUUGAAGGUGACAGCUCUUCUUGGAUUACUAGUGUUGUUGGAGUUCUCUUCUCGUGCGGCGAAGAGUACAGGAGGAUCGAUGCAAUGUAAGGAAGAGCAAGACUCUAUUGCUGUACAGCCAUUAAGAAGGACGCUCAAUGCUCGGACUGUAACAAUGCCCAGAAUCUUCGACUGCCCAUGCUAAUGAGCAAUCAUGCUGUCGUGAGAAACCUCUCCCCGGUCACUGUAUAAGACAAACUUUGUCCCAUCUGAUGAAGCCUUUUCGGAAUCAUACCUAUGACCCAAUCGUUAUACCUAUGUCGACCCAAUGAUGACACCUUUGCUGAUCAGGUUGUCCCUCUUCCUGGCAUGAGCUGUGUAGGCCGUUUUGCCUGUUUGUAUUGAUACUCCUACCUACUUUUUGGUAGUAGCAGGUUCUUUCGUUCUCGGUCUGA
Messenger RNA from Amoebophrya sp. A25, 2694 nucleotides. The record is from the annotation of a GenBank genome assembly. NCBI's taxonomy places the organism in Eukaryota, Dinophyceae, Syndiniales, Amoebophryaceae.